UCCAAAGCUCGACAAGGAUAAGCAAGUUAAGGUUUGUUUCACUUUAAUUUUUCUGGUGUUAAUUUGAGGUUCAGGGUCCAUGGCUUCUGGAGGAUCCAAAUCAGUAGCCUCCAUCCUCCUGGCCCUUAAUCUAGUGCUGUACUUCAUUGUGGUUGUGAUUGCUUCUUGGGCAGUGAAUCAUGGGAUUCAAAGGUCUAGAGAAACAGCAUCUGUUUUGUCCCUUCCAGCUCACAUAUUUCCAAUAUACUUCCCAAUGGGAAACAUGACAACUGGUUUCUUCGUGGUUUUGUCUCUCAUUGCUGGUGUUGUGGGGUUCAUCACCUCACUCACUGGAUUGCAUAACAUUUUCCAGUGGAAUGCUCCCAACUUGCAUGCAGCAGCCAUGUCUUCAUUGACUACAUGGGCACUCACUCUACUAGCCAUGGGAUUUGCUUGCAAAGAGAUUGAACUUGGCUGGACAGACUCAAACCUGCGCACCUUAGAAACGAUCACGAUAAUUGUAAGCGCAACACAGCUGUUAUGCACGGGAGUUAUCCAUGUUGGGGUUUUAGAAGUAUAGCACGGGAGUUAACCAUGCUGGGGUUUUACAAGUUAUUCCGCAGAGAACCGAAAGAGUAUGAGUUUCAGUUUCAUCUGGUGGCAUAUACGAAUAUGAAUACUCUCUUUCAAAUAAACUGCAAAUUUAAUUGUAUAUUUUUUUCCAUGAAGUUGUUUCGUUUAUUUUGUGUAUGAAUGAGAGUGAAAAUAAUUAAUUGUAACAAUUAUUUUAAUUUCAUUUGAGGACAAUAAAGAAUUUACUCUU
Molecule: messenger RNA, 802 nt
Organism: Cajanus cajan (pigeon pea)
Lineage: Eukaryota; Viridiplantae; Streptophyta; Magnoliopsida; Fabales; Fabaceae
Product: AWPM-19-like family protein
Source: RefSeq, a predicted model, not a curated record